GGGUUACUUACUAACUUAAGUCAGAGAUAACGUCCCCUCCACCCCUUGCUCUCGAACUCUUUCUGGACGCUAAAAUGGCGACUUCGGCUCCCCUUUUCAAUCACGUUCAAAUCAAAGGAUGGCCUGCAGUGUUAUCUAAUCGAGGAAAUUUCCAUAUUUCUGAACACUUCAGGAGCCUAACCAAGAGAAAGUCAAAUCGGGUUUCACAACUUGCUCGAUGUAGCUCGUGUUUUAUGAAAGUUGUCGCUUUCCCCAGCAAUGAAUUGUCACAAAUAGAUGCAUCUCUUUCAGGAGUGCCAUCCGAUGUGUACACAGUUGCAGAACUUCUCAAGAUCAGCAUACCAGAGACGUCAUCAUCAAAUGCUGCUAUAGAUUUUAUGCAGAGAUUGAUAUUAGCUGACUUGGACCCCGCUACAGCAAAACUCGCCAUUGCAUUUCUAGGCCCCUUUCUUCCAGCAUUCGGCUUUCUGUUCAUUAUUAGAAUAGUGAUGUCCUGGUACCCAAAGCUUCCUGUUGGAAAGUUCCCCUAUGUAAUAGCCUAUGCUCCCACUGAGCCACUUCUCAUCCCUACCCGAAAGCUGAUACCACCCCUUGGCGGAGUUGAUGUAACUCCUGUGGUCUGGUUCGGAUUGAUCAGUUUUCUUAAUGAAAUAUUGGUGGGCCCACAAGGGCUUCUUGUCCUUCUUUCUCAACAAGUUAGCUGACAUUUUCGAAAGAUGUAGGAAUGAAGGAUGCUUAUAUAUUAACUACUUUUCUCUGCUGUGAAAUGAGGGAGUUUUUCA
Molecule: messenger RNA, 782 nt
Organism: Carya illinoinensis
Lineage: Eukaryota; Viridiplantae; Streptophyta; Magnoliopsida; Fagales; Juglandaceae
Product: protein COFACTOR ASSEMBLY OF COMPLEX C SUBUNIT B CCB3, chloroplastic
Exons: 3
Coding region: 75-704 (209 amino acids)
Cellular component (GO): chloroplast thylakoid membrane
Source: RefSeq, a predicted model, not a curated record